AUGGCUUCGAAUCGCCUGAGCUGUUUCCUGCACCAGGCCUCGCAAUUACCCCCAGCAGAUCAGAGUGGGGAGAGGGAACCACCACACCAUAGAUCACGCGACGUGCAUUGCAUAACCGGGUCUGUUCGGAAGAACCAAAGAGGAAGAGGAAGAAAGGUCAUGGGAGAUGUUCAAGCGGCAAGCGAAUCACGAACUGUGUCAUGGUCCUGGUGGGUGCAUGGUGUAAGAAGCAAGAAGCUUAGUGGACGUUUCGGCAAGCGCAGAUGUCGGGAGAAGUUGUUAUCAAAGUUGAAGGAACGGAAGAAUAUGCACGACACGUUUACCUCUAAGGCACUUAAUCUCCCGAAGAAUACUCCCGAUGUCCGAAUUCGGGACUUGGGAAGACUCAAGGGGUAUUAG
Molecule: messenger RNA, 399 nt
Organism: Penicillium malachiteum
Lineage: Eukaryota; Fungi; Ascomycota; Eurotiomycetes; Eurotiales; Aspergillaceae
Exons: 1
Coding region: 1-399 (132 amino acids)
Source: RefSeq, a predicted model, not a curated record